Molecule: messenger RNA, 1620 nt
Organism: Daldinia caldariorum
Lineage: Eukaryota; Fungi; Ascomycota; Sordariomycetes; Xylariales; Hypoxylaceae
Exons: 1
Coding region: 1-1620 (539 amino acids)
Biological process (GO): regulation of transcription by RNA polymerase II
Molecular function (GO): protein dimerization activity; RNA polymerase II cis-regulatory region sequence-specific DNA binding; DNA-binding transcription factor activity, RNA polymerase II-specific
Source: RefSeq, a predicted model, not a curated record
AUGGCACAGCACGCCUUCAACCAGUUUGGUGGCGGCCAGAACCCUGGCGGUGCCAGUGGCAGCGUUGACCCAAACGACUUAGCGAUGUCUGGAACAUACGCAGCGUCAUACUCAAACAACUUCAACGGAAACAACAACUCCUCCAAUUUCUUCGGCGAUGACGAGUUGCUCGACACCCUUGGCAGCCCGACGGAUCCUAUGUCCAACCAACCUGGCAUGCACAACCAAGGUCAGGAUUUCGGUGGCAUGAACGACAUGAACAUGGGGUUUUCGCAUGGCAUAUAUCCGUCGCAUCAAGGGAGCCACGGUAUACCUAUGGAUCAAAACCAUAUGAACGGUUAUUCCCAUACGCCAGAUGGCGAUCCUAUCCAGAGCCCGUUCGUCCACAGCUUCAAUCAGGCGCAAUUCCAUCAGAUGCAGCAACAGCACCAACCAUUCGGAAACUCCCUUCAGUCGCCGAUAUCCUAUUCUGGCUCUCCUUUAACCGGCUCCGACCUGAACAACGAAGGUGAUCCUAAUUACCUAAACGCGAAGUCCCGUCCUCAACUUUCCAACAUGCAGCGCAAAUCAUCCAGUGCCCGGGGCCCACUUACGCCUAAGACUGCGGGUAUGUCCAGCUUAUCUGUAAACUCUCGGGAACAAUCAGGAUUCGGCCCCCAACCGAUUCGAACUAACAACGGCCACCACGAGAAGUCGCCUUCAGGCCAGUGGAUGCACACUCCUAACAGCCUUUCUUCCUUUCCCGGGUCCGGAUUCUCCUCGCCCAUGCAGCACGGCAUGCAAAACCCGCAAAUUACGGAUGUACUACUUAAAGGUGGUACUUCUAUGCCUACAAAAUUAAAUACGCCACCAAAUGCGGUUUCGUCACAAGAGAUGAAGAGGAAACGACGUCGCGAAUCACACAACCUUGUCGAGCGGCGGCGACGUGACAACAUCAAUGAGAGGAUCCAAGAUCUUAGCAAGCUUGUUCCAACGCAUCGAUUGGAGGACGAGAAAAUCAGGAAACUUAUUCAAAAUGGCACCCCGUUAUCGCCUAGUCUAACCGGAAUCUCUCACCCCGCGCAGGCUACUUCGGGAUUGGCCGGCCCAGGCGCAAAGCGAGCCACCGGAGUUGGCAACAUUACCACCGGCCUUCCUCUUGAAGAGAAGGACAAGGGCCCUAACAAAGGAGAUAUCCUCAAUGGAGCAGUCAGCUGGACCAGAGACUUGAUGUGGAUGUUACACCUCAAGCUUCAGCAACAAGAAGAGCUUAUCAACACCAUCGUGGAACUUGGUGGAACCGUACCACUUGGGCUCACAGAGGAUGAGAAAAGAAUGCAAACAGAGUUGAUGGAAGCAAUGGCCAAGAACGGUCCGCAUACCUUUUCAUACUCCCGCUUUGCCGGAUCGGGUCUUCGAGUGCCCCAGCAUACCGACUUCAGAGGGGACUCUCUGAACGGAUCAGACACUGCGAUCGCCGCCACUUCCGUGAGUCCAGACGGUCAGGAUGCCGUAGAUAUCGCAGCAGAUAUGGGUGACGCCGGUCCGUUUUGGAACGACCCGGAUGAUGAUGACAGCGGUCCCGCAUCGAUUAACUUCAAAGAAGAAGACGAAUUCGGGAUGGAUCUCUCCCACGACUAG